Molecule: messenger RNA, 965 nt
Organism: Elaeis guineensis (African oil palm)
Lineage: Eukaryota; Viridiplantae; Streptophyta; Magnoliopsida; Arecales; Arecaceae
Cellular component (GO): plasma membrane
Source: RefSeq, a predicted model, not a curated record
CUCGCGACUCCACUCUCUCUCUCGGGAUCAUGGAUCGGCGCACCGCCUUUGCCGUCGCGCUAAGCUGCCUCGCCCUCGCCUCCGCCGGCGCCCAGGCCCCCGCGGGCGGCCCCUCCACCACUCCCGCCGCCUCCUCCCCCACCGCCUCCGCUCCCACCACCACGCCGACCACCCCGUCCCCUGCCGCUGCUCCCACCACCCCCGCCCCUGCUGCCACCCCCACUGCCCAGUCCACCAGCCCUGUCCCCUCCACGGCGCCCACCUCCGCCCCUCCGGCCAACCCGGUGAUGACCCCUCCCGCCACUGCUCCAGUUAAGGCGCCGGCCACCGCGCCCCCCACCAAGACCCCGCCGACUCCGGCCCCGGUAUCUUCUCCCCCGGCGUCGGUGCCAGUGAGCUCCCCCCCGACGACGCUUCCACCCGCAUUGUCUCCCCCAGCGCCUGUCCCGGUAGCGGCCCCUCCGACGCUGGCAGCUGCCCCGCCGAAGCCCACGGAGAUCCUGGCGCCGGCUCCGAGCAAGAAUAAGAAGAAGAAGAGGGGCGCCGCCUCCGCCCCCUCGCCGGCCGCGGCUCCCGAGGCUGCCGGACCUAGCGGCGAAGCCUCCGAAGAUACGAGUGGAGCAGAGAGAGUGAGGAAGAUGAUGGGACUGACCUCGGGGCUGCUCCUUGCCACUGGUAUAUUGGUGAUCUAAACUACUAUAUUAUUAAUGGAGUAUAAAUUCUCGAGAUAGCUGCCCUUGUCAUAUUUUGUAUCUCCCUCUUAUUUUUGAUCUGGUCCCCCUAGUAGGUAUCUAUUUGCCUUGUUUUUCUCAUUGAUGGGGCCUCGUUGUAGGUGCAUUUGCUCACUUAGAUUCUUUUUUCUUGAGAUGAUUUAUUUCUAUUUUCAUGGUUUGGAUGUCUAUGUGUGAUGUCAUUAGCAAUAUUGAUGAUAAAGAAAGUUUGGCAGGGAGCUUGUAUGACUACCA